CCGCGUCCGUAAUUUUGAUCAGUAACCAGUCUAGUGAAGAUGGCCGAAAACAAUGGCAGUGGUUAUUGAGCUAACUUUGCAUUCUCUUGCUACUUGUCAACAAAGAAGUUAUCUUUAAUUAAAAAGUAACUGAAGCACACAACAUAGUCAUACAUAUAUAUUAUGGCAACUGCUAUUCAGAAGAAUGGCGUGAAACCUUUAACAAAUUCAUCAAUAAAUCAUGUAGAAGAUGUAAAUAAUUUAGACAAUACAGACAUAUGCAAAGAUGAACAAGAUGGAAGACUAUUUGAUAGACAGAUUCAGCCAUACAUGGAUACCCCUGAACAAGAACCUCGUGAAUUGGAUAUUGUUAUCAAUAAUGUAGUUUGCAGCUUUAGUGUUAGGUGUCAUUUAAAUUUACGAGAAAUUGCACUCAAUGGAUCGAACGUGGAAUACAGAAGAGAAAAUGGGAUGAUAACUAUGAAACUGAGGAGACCUUAUACCACUGCUUCUAUAUGGUCUUCUGGUAAAGUGACAUGUACUGGUGCGACUAGUGAAGUUCAAGCAAAGAUAGCAGCUCGUCGAUUUGCUCGUUCACUUCAGAAACUUGGAUUUAAAGUGCGAUUUAAUAAUUAUAGAGUAGUUAAUGUAUUAGGUACAUGUUGCAUGCCAUUUGCAAUCAAGAUAACAUCAUUUUCAUUGUACCAUAAAGAAAAUGCAGAUUACGAACCAGAAUUACAUCCUGGUGUUACGUAUAAGUUAAAAGAACCAAAAGCUACACUGAAAAUAUUUUCUACAGGUAGCGUCACUGUAACAGCUCCUAAUGUUGCUGCUGUUCAAGCAGCAAUCGAAUAUAUUUAUCCACUAGUCUAUGAAUUUCGUAAGGAAAGAACAGCAGAAGACGAACUUGCCUUAACUACAAAAAAGCGAAAAUCGGGACUAAAUAAAAGAAAUCGUGAUAAGUUCCUAAAUGAUCCAGAGUAUAUAUAUGAUACGAUGUUUUCGGAUGAAGAAGACGAGGAAGAAGAAGAGGUUGAGAGUGAUGCCAGUUGGGACUGAGCUGCUUACUUUGUUGCUGCUCUUCUGUUAAUUGUGAAACUGUUAUAUCUUGUUCUUGAAAAAAUAGAUACUGCUUUGUGUACAAAAGUGUUAUUAUAAAGAGUGAAGUGAAAGAUUCGUUUUCUCUUUGUGAAAAAACAAUGUGUGAGUGCUAGAGACAAAUAAGUAUGCAUAAGUACUUUAAUUAUAGUUGCGCUAACAUUAAAUCAACUGAACUGAAUUUCAUCAUCGUAACACAAUAUUGUUAUAAUUUACUUUCGUUAAUGAUAAUACAUACAUAAGUACAUAGAUAUAUUCAUAUAUGUGCAUGCAUGUAUCUAUGUACAUAUAAAUGUUAGAUGUAAAAAACAAUGUUAAACACGUAAUCAUUUUGUUUAGGAAGCAAUUCUUUUUUCAACUUUUGUUUGAACUUUUCAUCUUUUCAUUUCAUAUUAUUCUUUUGACGGAACUUAGAUUAUUUAAAUAAUUAAAAACAGUUUUAAACAGAACCUGUUUGUAAUUAUACUCCUUUAUAAUGUAGGUAACGAGGUGAUACAUGCUUCUUAAGUUUUUUGUUAUGUUAUGUACAAUUGAUAGAUUAUGUCCUGAAGUAUUUUGGCAGUAACGAAAGCAUCAUGUAUGUUCUUGCUGUCCUUUCUUUUACUUCUUACUCAUAGGUAUAACCUAUUAUUGCUUAAUUAACAUACUGUGCCAAAGAUGGAUGUUCAAAAUUUGAGAUAAAGAGAUCAAAGUGACAUCUAA
Messenger RNA from Osmia lignaria (orchard mason bee), 1779 nucleotides. It is a transcript of the gene Trf2, whose product is annotated as TATA box binding protein-related factor 2. Lineage: Eukaryota; Metazoa; Arthropoda; Insecta; Hymenoptera; Megachilidae. Gene Ontology annotation, molecular function: DNA binding. Gene Ontology annotation, biological process: DNA-templated transcription initiation. The record is from RefSeq and is a predicted model, not a curated record.